AGCUAUAGGUCCUAUGAUCAUGCCAUAUGGAUGGAAAAACAUCUCUGCACAGCCGGUGUAAACAGUUCAGGCUGAUAAUUUUGGAUUUGUUUUAUGACGAAUUUGCAGGUGCGCUUCCAUGAGAAGUUUCACGGUAGGGGUUUAUACGACUGCCAGAAGGAUCUUUCUGAGAUUUUCUACAACGGCUAUGAGAUCUACAUGGAGUUUGGGGGAAUCCUUGACGGUUGGAUUGAUGUGAUGGUAUCAUCACCCGAAUCUUCUGCUGCAGAAUCAGCCGAAUGGGUUGAAGAAAACAUUUUGAGUGCCAUCUACCAACUUUGCAGCGAGCCGACUGGUCUCCCAGGUGUGGAUCUGGUGAUGAAAAUUAUGCGCCCCUGCUGUUUGACGGCAUCUCCAAUUGUUCCACGGAGGUAUCGGAGGGAUGACCAGUGCGUCACAGAGGAAAUGCUGAUUGAGGGGAUGGAGAGGGAGGAAUAUAAUUACAAACAUUCCUGGCCUGCCAUUGGGGAUGAGCAGGGCCAGGAAAUUCUUCCACGAUCAUGCGACGAUGCUAUGGCACUAAUCAGACCGAAAACACUGGAGUGCCACUUCUCCGUUCAGAGGCAUGAGCUGCACAGAGUUUGUGAGAGCUUCAAUGUAGUUGACGGGAACUCGGGACAAAGACACCGCGAAUCUGGUUGCGAAAACAGUGCUGGCAGCGGGGGGGAUCGUUCUGAGGCACCACUUGAUUGUGACCAGCCCACUAACAAUGUUCAAAAGGUGGGUGAUUUGCUGACGAGCAGUAUUCAUAAUCUUGCUAGAAAAUCUGACCAAAUCAGCACUGGCAGCUUCGGCGAUUGUUCUGAGGCACCAUUUGGAUGUGAACAGCCUCCAAAAUAUGCGCAAGAGUUGGCUGACUUGAUGACGAGGGGUUUUCACGAUGUGUGUAGAAAAGUUGACCGAAAUUUUCGGUCCAUCAACGAGAUGAAAGAAGUGGCGAACAUUCAGAGGGAAGAGCAAAGAAAUGCAUUCGCAAGAAUCUGCAGUACUCUGUCUAGCAUAUCUGUCUUUGCCACUGAGCAGCACAGUCAUCGCCUACCUCAUCGCGUUUUGAUCACUGAGAGGACACCUGGCUCUUGCCAGAAACUGAGUUUCCUGAUUGGCCUAAGGGCAGUUGAGCUGCACCUCAUGUGCGAGUCCCGAGGCUGUUGCCAUGUUGUGCAUGGCCAGAAGGGGAAGAAGUUGCGUCUUCCGAAAGAGGAAAGUCGGCAUGCGUGGACUCUCUUCAAGUGGACAAUUCUAGCUGUGACUGCGCUGCUGAAAACCGGCUGCACAAUUUCCAUGGGGAUCCAUCAGCUUGUGCCAGACUUGGGUGGCAUCGUGAACUGGACAAGCUUUGUGAUCGGUGCAGUGGGUGAUGCUUGUUUGGAUUUUGUGGACCUGGAAGACCUCAAGCGGAGAAUGAAUAACGUUGGAAAGGAUAUGUUCAAGGAUGAUGGUCCGGAAGAUGGCAUGCAGCGUCAGAAAGCAAUGGAGUGGCUGGAGAGAAUCCUGGAAGGUGGGGCAGUCGACGAGGUAUGGGAAAGAUUUGAUCUCAGGAGGGUGAAGUACAGAGACACAGGCUCGGUAGCCUGGAUAUGUAGCUCCUGUCUCAAGAAUAGCCAGCUGUUUGUGGAGCCUUUUUAGGUGAAUCCAUGCCACUUAACUGACACAUGAGCCAUGUACUCAAGAAGAGCGAGCUGUUUAUGCAUCUCAGGUCU
This is a messenger RNA of Chara braunii, 1739 nucleotides long. NCBI's taxonomy places the organism in Eukaryota, Viridiplantae, Streptophyta, Charophyceae, Charales, Characeae. The record is from the annotation of a GenBank genome assembly.